GGUGUCCUCUGCAAGAGAGCACUGAUAGGGGCUGGCUGUAAAUUGACGUGGCAUGGAAAAUCUCUGCUAGUUUGGAGCAGCUCUAAUGUUGCUGCAAAAUCAAGCCUACUCUUAACCAAGUUUGUAGCUUGAAAUCGUCACGAGCUUACUGCUUCUGUAUUAAAAAUGAAUGGAAAGUACCUUUGCUUUUUGGUUUGGGAACUGGACUUUUUCUCUGUUUGGAUUUACAGAUAAUAGAAAAAAUCAAGGGGAAUUAUUUGGUUCCUUUUUUUUUCCUGUAGUAAGAGCGACAGAUCUUGCUGCUCCCCCCACCUUUUCCUGCGACUUAAUCAUUUGCAGAUCUUGCCAUGGGGUGCGGACUGAGAAAGCUGGAAGACCCAGAUGAUAGCAGCCCUGGAAAAAUCUUUUCUACACUGAAGAGACCACAAGUUGAAACAAAGACGGAUUCUGCUUAUGAAUAUGUAUUGCUGGAUUUUACUGUAGAAGCUUCCUCUAAUCCAGAAGUUAUCAAGAUCAGUUCUGUGCUGGAUAUAGCAUCUCGGGUGGAAGACUAUUACAGCAAAGGAUAUGUUGUAGGAGCUGUUCAUCCCAUUAUGCUGCCAAUUGGACGGAGAAGGAGUUUCCCUGCAAGUCACAUGUAUCGAGUGGUACUUUCACGAUUAAAACUGAGCCAGAAGCAUGCAGCACCCAGAGGACAAAGGCACCCCAGGCUGGUGAUUGAAGAAUGUCCUUUAACAUAUGAAACACUGACAAAUGAAGUAGUGAAAGAACUGCUAGAGAAGGUUAAUGAAGCUGCUAAAAGAGGAAAGAAGUUUGUGGGAUUUGUAACACAACAUUUUCCUGAGCCUAAAGCCUGUAAUGGAACAAGCGCAGAUGGAGGUGCAGAGCUGGAAUCAACACUGGGCAGAAGAAAUAGGGAACACAGAAGAGAAAACUUUGAUGAAAACUAUAAAAACUGGAAUGAAGGGACGUUGAGUGGUCACUCAUCUGAGAGUGGGGUAGAGGAGGAAAUGCAUGGAGAAAGCAGACUGUUAGAGGAUUCAGAUUUCCAGUUUGGAAAAGAAGUCAGCCCUUCUAAACCACGAAAAGGACAUGACAAGCUCUAUACAGUCUUCAAUGUUUUUGAUGAUGAUUCUACCUGCUGGACCUACCAUGAAGGUGUUUUGUCUAUGAAAGUAACAAGAAAGGGGCCAGUUGUUAGUACAUUGGAAGCAGACUGGCUAGAAUUAACUACAUUUUAUUAUAAACAAGGAUUGUCCUUAGUUGAUUCUUUUGUACACUGGGACACUUCUAAAGGAGACUAUUUGCCCAAAUCUUUAGAAGGAUUCUUUAUCUACGAAGAAGAAGGUGCUGGGGUUCCAGGUUCUAAGAGGAAAGGAAAUGAUGCAAUAGUUGUUGAACAAUGGACAGUCAUUGAGGGGUGUGAAAUUAAAACAGAUUAUGGACCUUUAUUGCACACGCUGGCUGAGUUUGGAUGGCUCCUGACCUGUGUCCUGCCUACACCAAUUGUACGACAUGACAGUGAAGGAAAUCUGGCCACAAAGCAAGUAAUUUUUCUUCAGAGACCUGUUAUGUGGAGUUCUUCUGUCCAGACACCAGAGAGGAAAUCCUUAAGACAAGUGAGUGGGGAAGAAAAAGGCAGAGUGUCCAGCAGAAGUGUUGGAUCAGACACAGCUACUUCUUACCCUGUAGAAACUGGACAACCACCUGACGAGUUUCACCUAUCUCCUUCUAAACAAUGUUGGAUCAAGGAGGGAUCCUCCCAUUAUGGAGGCUUUCCAGGAUUCAGUAGCAGUGAUGGAGUAUUAAGGGAACUGGAUGAUGGACAAUUUGACCAGGAAGAUGGAGUCACUCAGGUCACGUGUAUGUGAUAAAGUAAGUAACUGCAUCAAAUGGACAUGUACAUAAAUCAUACAAGCGGAUUUUUUUAAAAAAAUUACACUACUUUAAAUGCAUUGGUAUAAUCCCCUAUCCUUUUGUAUUUUUGUCAUUUUCCUUGUUGUGUUAAUCCUACUGUAGUAAUUUUGUAGUAAUACUACUGCAAAAUAACUUGGUUUUCUGCCUUUAAUAGUAGAACUACAUGACUUGGGUGCUCUGCUAACUUGUUAAUGCUUUUGACAAGCAAGGAAGCAAAAGCUGCAAAACAGUGACAGUUUGAAUUGUGUGAGAGAGAAAGGAAUGAGGAUGUUUAGAAUUUUCCACAAGCUGGAGGAAUGUUUUUGGGUUUGUUUGGUUGUUUUGUUGUUCAGGGUUUUUUAAGGAUGUUGUAAAUAUUGGUGGGGAAAAAUAAACUGUCUGGCUGUUGUUAACUUUUAAUGUAAUUUUCAAUUUAUUUGCCUUGCCUAAGUUCAAAAGCCUAGAGAAAUGUCAAGUCUUACACUAGAGUGUUAAUAAUUUAAGCUAUAUUCAGACUUGGUAUGGACAGAAAAACUCAGGAGGCUGGAGGUAGAUACUUGCUCCUAGAAUGCAACUUCACCUAUGCAGUUUUUACUGGGUCCUUUGUACAUGUAAGCCAGGAGCUUAUAGCUUGUAUUAUAAAGAUGUGUUCAUAAUAUACUUGUGAGUGGAAAUUAAGAACUGCUCAUCCCCUGAAAGAUAACUUGCAGUCUGUGAACAAGUAGUUUGAGAAGCUCCCUAAGAAGCAUUGAGAACCAUGUGCACAGUGAUGCUGCUAAUGCAUAGGAGGAGAAUGUAGGCUAAACUUCAUAGGCAAUAUUAGAUUGAUGUAGAUAUACAAAUGUCUCAGCUAAAUGUAUCUCACACUGGAUAAAGUGUAUUGAGCUGCAUCAAAUACCAGCCUUGAUGUUCAGAGGAAAGGAUCAAGUUGCUGUGCUUCCAUCCUUACUAUGGAGAGGAGCUGCUUGUGUUAAGGGAGGUUAAUGCUGGCAAGGUUCUGCGGGGAGAGGAACAAACACCAAUUGCUUUUGUGCUGAUGUCUGGAAACUGUAUUUUACAGAGAAGAAGCUGAACAAAAAUGCAUCUUCAGAAGGCAAAUGUGAUUGUAACUAAAAUAUGCAUUUUUCAUUUAGUUUUAGAAGCAAAAACCUUAUAAAUGCUCAUCAUCUUUAAGCUACUGCAAAAUAAUUUGGUCAAAAUGAGAAGUCAGAACAGAACUGAGCAAAUGUAUUUGUAACUCUGCUCUCAGUGUUUGCAGUACAGCACAGUACACACAUCACCCAGGGAUUUUGAUACCUGUCUUUGUUGUGCUGCAAACAUAGAUGUCAUGAAUCAUUUACCUACAACACCCUGUCCCCCAGAGCUGCUGUGGGACUCUGCCUUAUCACAGUGGUAGAUGCUGGCACUAAAUGCAGCAGGCAGAUUAAUGCAGUGACAGAAACACCAACAAUUAACUCCAAAUAAGCACCCCAGGAGAUGACCAGGAUAGUAGAGGUUCAAUUGCAGUCUCAGAGCUGUGCAGAAGGAGCAUGGGCAGUAGCUGCUUAUUUCAGUAAGCAAAACUAACUCAUGCAGGAAAAUAGUUUAUAGGUCAGGGGGUUGGGGGAAGGCCCAUUCUACUGACAUAAUUAUGAUAGGGGGAGAGCUUGAAAUAAUACUGCUUUGGAGCUGCUUCCUGAUUUGCUUAUGAAAUUCUUACAGGCAGGCUUGUUUCUUUCUUUCUUUGGAAGAGCAACUCUUAACAAGUGUUUGUAGCAGGUUUGGGGGUUUUCUUCCAAAAAAUCUACAGCUCUGGAAACUGGCUUCAACUUCUUUUUCCCAUUGCAUGCAGUAGGGAGUGAUGGGAGCACCUCAAAUAGCGGGCACUGUAAGAAACCCCUUCUUGCAAAGGCUCUUCUCCCAGCUUUCCCACAAGCAUCUUGAGGUCAGGGGUGUGGGGUGUGAGCCUGGUGUUCAUUCCCUGUCUGGGGGCACUGUGGGGAGGAAGAACCCCCUGCUGAGAGGGAGAGUGCUGGGCUGGGUGUCCCUGCAGAGCCUGCCCCAAGUGCUGCUUUCUCUUGUGGCCAAUACUCGGGGAGCACUGGUCAUGGUCACAGGCAGCAGGGAUCCUCCUCCAUGGGACACAGAUGGGGAAGAGAGAUGAAAAUAUAAGUUAUACCCAUCUUUGCCAGAAAGCCAGGUAACUCUAGCAUAUUAAAAAAGGAGUAACAGCUGGUUUCAUGCAACUUGGAAUAUGUUGCUCUACUUCUAGAAGUUUUUUAAUGAGUUAUCCAAAACUUGCAUGUGUAAUUUUAACUAUUGGUCGUUCUCCAUACAAGUCCAACCUGUAAAAUGGGCAAAAAUUCGUUAAAAACUCCAAUUCUGAAUAUUUUUGUUAGAGCUUUUAAAGUAUAUCAAAGAAAUUGCCUUUCAUAAAGCAAGAUCCUUGCUUAAGAUAAGUAAACAUUAGUGAGUCCUAAACCAAAACUGAACUAUAAGUAUUUAAGCAAGUUACAAAGCAGUAAAUUUAAUGCAGUUUCUCUUUCUAGAAUGCAUCCAUUGGAUAAAAAGAAUUAUUUAACUUUUAACUGAGAUCUUUCUGUAUCACCUGUUGAAAGUGUAGAAAAUUCAAAUAAAACAGUACCUUUCUAAAAGAAAUAUUCUGCUUACAAUUAAUGGAAUGUAAACAAGAGAGACUCUUGUUUUGGAACUAGGGUGGAAAUUGAGUAUGCCCUGGAUGUCCACAGGUAUACUAGAAUAUCAUCACUUUUAGAAAGAAAGGUGCUUUUCAAAAUGAAAUAAAGCCAUAUUCUUUUUCAGCAGCCCUCAGUUUUAACUGUGCUUUAGUCCUUGCUCAUGAGUCUCACAGGUGCUGACAGUGCUGCAAACCUCUGAAUUUCUUUCAGUAUAACUAUGCUGAAUUGUUUUGUCUGAACCCACUCAGCAAUUCCUGGAUUGUUAAGGACAGCUUGGUUUUUUAAUGUCAUUUGUCUUGUAGUAUUGAAGUUGCCUGUGCUGUAGAAAUACUCAUCUGAAUUGUUUGCUUUUGAAAGUCAGGGCAAGUAAGUUGCUUGCUCAGCCUGUGUGCAGACAGUGCAAGAAUUAUCUGACUUCAUGCACUUGAUCACUUGUCUUCCUAAGGCAUGGAUGUUGAAACUGAAAACAUUGAAAAUGCUUCUAAAACAAAUUAUGAAAAAUCUUCUGUUUUGUUCUUUGUAGUAAAAAAUUCUGAAAGACUACUCUAUCUUGGACAAGUAAAAAGGGGAGGGGGCAUUUUGGAUAUAGGAGAUUUGAUUUCAGAUCCUUAUCUGUCUGACAUAAACCAGACCAUUAAUUAAGGUUUGCCUUUACUAGUGUGGUGACCAGCACUGUCCAUUAAGCAAAGUAAGUUUGUAAAUCAGAGGACAUGUCAGAGUAACUAGCAAAACUUUUUUGGUCUGCUUGUAUUGUACACACUGCUCAGCUUUCAUUUUACCAGAAUGUAUUUAACUUUUUGUUGAAAGAAUUGCAACUUAAAGCAUGGAUGCAUCCUCUGACAAAAACUAGUAAGUACACUUUUUGCAGUCAAUAACAAGACUUCAGCCAGGAGCCUGUGUGUUGGAAAUGUAGUAGGGAAGCCCCUUUCCUGAUUUUGACAACAGAAAUGCUCUGCAACUAUUAGAACAGAAUGCAGCCAAUAGUGUUCAUGAACCUCUGCAAAAGACUGUUUAUACUUUCUGAUGCUUAAAUUGUUUGGAGAGGAAAUAGUUUUCUAAUGUUUACAAACAGGAAGAAACUGUCCACAGUUAAAUAUUUUGUACCCUGUUCAUAACUGUCAGAACAGUUUAUUUACAUACCUGGUCAACUCAAUAAAUGGCUGCUUCACUUGUU
Corvus hawaiiensis (hawaiian crow) is the source of this 5745-nucleotide messenger RNA. It is a transcript of the gene RFTN2, whose product is annotated as raftlin family member 2. The record is from RefSeq and is a predicted model, not a curated record. Bases 348 to 1871 code for a protein of 507 amino acids. The transcript has 9 exons. Lineage: Eukaryota; Metazoa; Chordata; Aves; Passeriformes; Corvidae.